Molecule: messenger RNA, 3442 nt
Organism: Oreochromis niloticus (Nile tilapia)
Lineage: Eukaryota; Metazoa; Chordata; Actinopteri; Cichliformes; Cichlidae
Gene: castor2
Product: cytosolic arginine sensor for mTORC1 subunit 2
Exons: 9
Coding region: 175-1161 (328 amino acids)
Biological process (GO): negative regulation of TORC1 signaling
Source: RefSeq, a predicted model, not a curated record
UUUUACCGCUUUGCUUUCUUUAUUCCACCCUGUCGCCCUGCUUCUUUCUCUGUUAAAUACGUCUCGGCCUGCCGUCUGAGUGUAUUUAUUUAUUCAUGCAUCUAAUUUGAAAAUAUUUAGCUUUUUUUUUCUUUUUUACAUUUUAGUCCUUCCUCAAAUGAGAAGACGUAAAAGAUGGAGCUUCAUAUUUUAGAGCACAGCUUGAAAGUGGCGAGUAUAGAGAAAGAGGGGAUCCAGAUUUGCACUCACGGAUUAAUAAAACUCGCCUUCCUGGCCUCCAAAACAAGAUGCAAGUUUUUCAGUUUGACAGAGACUCCAGAGGACUACACCAUCAUCGUCGACGAGGAAGGCUUUAAAGAGCUGCCCCAGUCGGAGCACAUCAGCGUUGCUGACGCCACGUGGGUGGCCCUUAACGUGGUGUCAGGAGGUAGCAACACAUCCACUUCACAACCCAUAGGAGUCACCAAAAUUGCUAAAUCAGUUAUCGCACCACUGGCCGACCACAACAUUUCUGUUUUCAUGCUGUCGACGUAUCAGACGGACUUCAUCCUGGUUCGAGAGCGAGACCUCCCGAUGGUCAUGCACACUCUGUCUUCCGAAUUCACUUUGUUUCGAGUGGUCAAUGGGGAGACUGUUGCUGCUCACAAUCUGGGGGUGACCAAUGGCUUUGUGAAACCAAAACUUGUGCCCCGUCCCAUCAUUCACCCCUUAUCCAGUCCCAGCAACAUGUUCUGUGUGACCAGCCUGGACCCAGACACACUGCCCUCUGUGGCCACUCUGCUCAUGGACGUCAUGUUUUACUCUGGAGGGCAAAAAGAGUCUGGAGCAUCCAGUGAAGACUCAAACCACAUCCGCUUCUUCUCCUUCUCCCUGAUCGAGGGCUACAUCUCUCUGGUCAUGGAUGAACAGACAACACAAAGGUUUCCAAACAAUGUACUUUUUACCAGCGCCUCUGGUGAGCUUUGGAAAAUGGUUCGAAUUGGAGGGCAACCUUUAGGAUUUGAUGAGUGCGGCAUCGUGGCUCAAAUAUCAGAACCGCUGGCGACGGCUGACAUUCCAGCUUACUACAUUAGCACCUUCAAGUUUGACCAUGCCCUGGUUCCUGAAGAAAACAUCCAAAGUGUGAUUGGCGCGCUGCGGACUGAGAGUGCUGCACAGUGAAGGAAGCUGGAGAAAGCGAUGACGACUACCAUCUCCAAAGUCAUUUUGUCUAAACGUUUAUCAUGUCCAAAAAGUGCCAAGAGCUUGCUAGCAGACUACUGUGGGUCAACUCUGAAAGGAAGGACGGAGGGAGAGAGGAGGGUGACAGUGUGUAAGGGAUGCCUUUGUUACUCGACCAUUUUCUUUACCCCCCAACUACUCUUUGCCUUCCUUCAUGCCCGAGUCCCCUCCACCUCCACCUGCGCGCUCUGGUAGUUUUCGCAUUAGUUUACCAAACUGUCUCUUUUCUUCUCUAAAGCUGCUUCUUCCCACUCCCUGACCCUCCUGAGCACCCUACUGUAUUAGUUACAUAAUUCCUCUCAUGGAAAGAUGACGAAUGUACUCUCAAAGCAAAAUAAUUAUUAUAUAUAGUUAUCAAAUUCUCCUUUUUUUUGUUUGCUUUGUUUUUCCACAGGUCAUUUUUCUCAGUGCCAAGAUGUUUGAAUGCCUAAACCGAUGCCUUUGUCUAAAAUACUGCACAUGUGCAAUUGAAGGAGACAGCCAGCGUUGGCGCUUGUUUUUGCUUUUUAGUCAUUGUUGAACAUGUUUUAAUCAUCGAUCUGACUAUUGGAGUCCCCCAGACUUAAAAUCAGUCUGGCGAAACAUGAAGUGAAUCAUUUUUUUGUGCAUUUACUAAGUUACAUCCAUGCACACUGUGAGCAAUAUGAUCGACGGGCCAAUCAGGAUCUGUAGAUUUGAUUAUUUUCAGCGAUUUGGCUGAUAGGCGUCAUUUUUGUGAGAGGUUGUUGAUUUCUUAUUUGAUUUUGGAUAUGAUAUAGAAAACAAAGUUCCCAAAUGACGAAUUCUUAAUAACUUCUCCCACAGCGUCACAAUCAGUUCAAAACGUCUCUUAUUUUGAGACAUUCCCAUCAGCCUCUUCUGCACACUAUUUGUUACCUGAAAUGGUCAACAUGGUCCUCAUGAGACCUCUGAAACACUAGCAUGUGAGCAUUACAACCACUCCCACACUAACCACUAUGUGCCAAAUUUAGGUUCAGUUUGCCACAAAAUUAAAUUUACGUCUGUACCGUCUUGUGAGGAUUUUAAAUUAGCUCUAAAUUGUUAUACAUGUUAUUUUUCUUUGUUCAUCUUGUGUCAAUUAAUCUAAUUUAAAACAUAAAAACUGAAUGAGGGCCGAAAAGUGUUGAUUAAAAACUCCAUCCAGCUAUUCUCUUCCACUUAUCCUCCUGAUAUUUCAAGCUGAAAAACACGACUGAAAAAAAUCGCAGUGUAUGCCCAGCUUUAGUAAAAUAAUCAGUGCAGAUCUAUACCAGGCACAUAAAAUUUCAAAUUACCUUUACAAUCUUCCUCUUACCCAAAAAUAUAUCUGAAACUCCAACUGAUAUUGAUUUUAUUGAUGGAUAAAAAAAAACAAAGAUAAUCCACAUCACCAUGCAUUAACUUUACAAUGCAAAGUAUGAAAGUAGAGGCUGCAGGAGGAAAAGGAGGGAGCGACUAGCUCCACCCUGUCAAUACUUCAAAUAAGCCCCUACCAACAACACUGAACACGGUAAAAAUAACAGAAGUUCCUCCACGAGUAUCUGUCUCAUUUAAAGAAACCGUUCACUACUAAAUAGUUGCUUUUGAUGGCAAUCAUACUAAUAAAAUAACCCGUUUUCCAACCUUGUACUGCCAAAAACUCAUGUUUGAGAGCAAUUACGCCGACACUUUCCAGUGACCGUGUUGCUCACAGUGUGCAUUGGAGUGAGAAACGCUGAAAAGAUUUGCAUCGACACUAGUAAUAAAUUACUGAGCCACUUCCAUGUGCUAGAAUAAUGUCAGUGCAAGUGUGCUAACAUAAGCUACGGUUCACACAGGGGAAGGAAGGUUACACUCCGAGCCCUGGUGUCCAUUUUGGUCUUGAAGCUGCCCCUCUCCUACUCCAGUCUGCACUUUAAUGCAGGUCCCACCCCCACAGACCUGCUGUACUGAUGUGAACACAGAGAGGGCUCUUUUCUUUAGGUAGAUCUUGUCCACAUGGAACGAUUUCUGUUGGUAUUAACCGUUGGUGAUGAUGUUUUUCUUCCUUUUUGUUUUCUUCUCUUCACACCACCUUCCACCUAUCUGCAGCCUCUCCUCUGAUCACAUUUGAUUAGUAGAUAAUCUGUAUUUAUCAGUGUUAAAACAUGAGGAAGGUGUUAUUUCUUCUGAUUGCAUUUCAAAGAAAAAGCCUUUCAUUUUGAAGCUUCUUUUGUGGGGGGGUGGGGAAAUAAAUGAAAAAAAUAAACUAGCUGUUUUUUGA